Messenger RNA from Mesocestoides corti, 939 nucleotides. The record is from the annotation of a GenBank genome assembly. Lineage: Eukaryota; Metazoa; Platyhelminthes; Cestoda; Cyclophyllidea; Mesocestoididae.
AUGAAUCCCUUGCAAGUGGCUGCGUUGCGUAGCGAAUUUGGACACAAGCAACUGGUGUGUCGCAUCGCGUACAUCGCAGUCCUGGUAAUCGCGAUGGCCUUCCUGGCAGCCUGCAUCAUCCUCAUAUUCGUCUACUUCAGCAGCAUUGGUGUGCUCAUGAGCUACCUGGAAGCCCACAACGGGAGCGUAGAGGAGGCGAGUUCCAUCCAAAACGGACUGCAAGCACUCACAACACACGUGACGCAGUUCUUGAAUACAGGCAUUGAGUCUGGACGCACGCUGACCAACACUUCUCUUAGCGGCUUCAUGAAUAAAACGAGCGCACAAAUUUCAUCCGGACUGUCUGGAACGAUUGAUGAUCUGCUGGCUUACUUGAAUGUGUCGAAUGUUUUGACAAAAGGAAACGACACUGUUGAAGCAAUGAGAAAUUUCUCCGGCUACGUGUCGAGUGCAAGUGAAUCGAUAGACACCUUGAAGAGUAAUGUUUCUGCUCUUUGUGACAAGAUGAAAAAAGCCCGUGAAGAAUUUAAGACCGCAUUUGAGAAUGUCACAAAAUGUGACAACUGGACGGAAUGCCAAAAUUUAAAAACAUUAACAACAAAUCUACACUGUCCAAUUGAUCUCAAUGCGAUCAACACAACAGUAACAAAGAACUUUACCACUCAACUUGAACACACGGUAGCUGAAUUAGAGCAGAGGUUGGCAAAUGUCACUAAUGCAAUCAAGGAUAUUAACUCGUCUACAGGCCAAAUGGUUGAUUCAGUCGAGAAAAAUCUUGACCUCAAAACGGUGCUCGAUUCGAUCAACAAGUUUUGGAAUGACACCAGUGCACAGGUUGGUGGUGUGACCAAGAAUCUGGAAGACCUCUCCACCUCUGUGGACAAUGGACUUGCACAAUACUCGGGAUAUAUUCGCAUCGCGUUCAACGUAAUCGGAGGA